CUGCUGCACGCUGUGCUCGUCGUGUACACUCACUGUACAUGGUGGCAGAUCUGGAGAGCAGCUGCUGAGUCCAUUCACCUUAACACACGGAAAUGCCUCCUGUGGAGACCGAGACUCCAGAUAUUGCCAAGCCUGCUGACAACGGCACGGCCAAGAAAUGCCUCAGCUCAGAGUUAAAGGGGCUGGAGCCCAUCGAACCUCUGGUCCGCUCUGUAGAAGAGACCCCUGAGCCCAUCUCCACUGAAGUGAGAGGCGACAUCCCCUCCUGGAUCAAUGGCAACCUCCUCCGUAACGGCCCGGGGAAGUUUGAGUUUGGAAACACACACUUCAACCACUGGUUUGACGGGAUGGCCAUGCUGCACCAGUUCAAGAUUGACAAAGGCCAGGUGACGUACAUGAGCCGCUUCCUGCAGAGUGACGCCUACAAGAAGAACAGUGAAAGGGACCGCAUCGUGAUGUCAGAGUUUGGUACCCUCGCCAUGCCGGACCCCUGUAAAAACUUCUUCCAGCGCUUCCUGUCCCGCUUUGAGAUGAUGGAGCCAACAGACAAUGCAAGUGUGAGCUUUGUGAAAUACAAGGGUGACUACUAUGUCAGCACGGAAACCAAUUUCAUACACAGAGUGAACCCAGAGAACUUGGAGACAUUGGAAAAGGUAGACUGGAGCAAGUUCAUUGCUGUAAAUGGAGCCACUGCUCACCCACACUAUGACCCUGACGGUACCACCUACAAUAUGGGAAACUCCUAUGGAAGCAAAGGAUCCCUGUACAACAUUAUCAGAGUGCCUCCUGAGAAGAAAGAUGUCAGUGAAACUCUACAAGGAGCCAAAGUGCUCUGCUCUAUCGUGCCCGCAAACAAGUCUCAUCCCUCCUACUACCACAGCUUCGCCAUGUCUGAGAACUACGUGGUGUUCAUUGAGCAGCCAAUUAAGAUGGACCUGCUGAAGAUCAUCACAUGCAAACUGAGGGGGAAAGCUUUGAGCGACGGCGUCUACUGGGAUCCCAAGCAGGAAACUGUCUUCCAUCUUGUUGACAAGCGCACAGGCGAGGUCAGCUCAGUGAAGUAUCACACCAAAGCCAUCUCCACCUUCCAUCAGAUCAACGCCUUUGAGGAAGACGGAUUCUUGAUGCUCGACAUGUGCUGCUCGGACGACGGCCAAGCCAUCAACAACUACCUCAUCCAGAACUUACGCAAGUCGGGAGACGCAUUAGAUGAGGUGUACAACACCAUGUGCAGGGCGUUCCCCAGGCGCUUUGUUCUGCCCCUUAACGUGACCAGUGAAACUCCAGCUGACCAGAACCUGAACACUCGGUCCUCCAGUGCAGCGACAUGUGUCAAAGUCAGCAAAGAUAAGGUGUUCUGCCAACACGAGGACCUGCAUGGAGAGGACCUCCAGGAGUACGGUGGCCUGGAGUUCCCUCAGAUCAACUACGGGAAAUAUAACACUCAGCCGUACCGUUAUUUCUACGGCUGUGGCUUCAGACACCUGGUGGGAGACUCUCUGCUUAAGAUGGACCUGAAGGACAAGACACUCAAGAUCUGGUACCUGAAGGGUUCCUUCCCGUCAGAGCCCGUGUUUGUGCCGUCGCCAGAUGCGGUCGAGGAGGACGAUGGCGUCAUCCUCUCUGUGGUUCUCACCCCCUCACAGGAUAAAGGGACAUUCCUUCUGGUUUUGGAUGCAAAGACAUUGGAAGAACUGGCGAGAGCCUACGUUCCCGUUAACAUGGCGUACGGCUUCCACGGUACCUUCAACGCCACCGAAUGAACCUGAAGAAAAUAAUCCAAAGAAUACCAAAUGCAGUGUUAGUCAUUAUAACCACUAUAAUCCUAAUGGUACUGAGAUUCUACAUGAAGACAGAUGCAGUGUCAUGUUACUGAUUGUUGUGCUACUUUUCUAAACUAAUUUUGGAUCUUCUGACCCAAAAAUUGUGGCAUUCAGAGAUACUAUAAUAUUGUUAUACUAUAAUUGUGCUCCUUUUAUAUUAAUCUAAAUCUGGUACUCAGGCAUGAACCACUAAAGUGCCAAAUUAACAUCUUAUUCAAAUGCAUUCUUUUUAUAAUUAUGUUUUUUGUUUUUUUUCACAACUUUGAUGACUUUUGUACUCUAUUUGCCAAUAAAUGUUUUUACUUCUG
Centropristis striata (black sea bass) is the source of this 2131-nucleotide messenger RNA. Its product is annotated as carotenoid-cleaving dioxygenase, mitochondrial-like. The transcript is spliced from 12 exons. Gene Ontology annotation, cellular component: mitochondrion. Gene Ontology annotation, molecular function: carotenoid dioxygenase activity; beta-carotene 15,15'-dioxygenase activity. Gene Ontology annotation, biological process: retinal metabolic process; carotene catabolic process. The record is from RefSeq and is a predicted model, not a curated record. Bases 93 to 1763 code for a protein of 556 amino acids. NCBI's taxonomy places the organism in Eukaryota, Metazoa, Chordata, Actinopteri, Perciformes, Serranidae.